AUGCCGGCGUCGCCUGUUUGCUAUUGCUGUAGUGUCGACUUCCUCCUGAUCCUCACAGCUCUAGUAAUCAUCCCGUUUGUACGAGCCACGCAUUGUCAACCUCAAGUAGACAUUCACCUACUUAAUUGCUCUGGCGGCGGACUUACAAGAGUACCACAUCGCGUACACCCCGAGACUCGCACACUGGACCUCUCGGAUAACCACUUGAAAGUGCUGCACGAAGACAGCUUUGGGGAAUAUCACCGACUUAGCCAACUGAUUUUGGAUCAUAAUCAUAUCUACAAAAUCACAGAUAAAGCCAUGAACACCAUCUCAACCACCCUACGGCACCUUUCUCUCCGUGGCAACCAACUAUCCAUUCGGGCAUCCUCCAACUUCCCCGUAAGUGCCUUGACAAAACUACGAAAUUUACGCGUCCUAGAUUUGUCGGAGAAUCCCCUUGGUGUAAUAUUUACAAACUGGUUAGCACCACUGGGUGUUACACUGAGAAUACUGCGUUUAUCCAGCUUGGUAGGUCAGGUGGAGUUACAAGAUAAAGGUUUCUUUGGUCUCGGUCGAUUAGAGGAGUUCGACUUCUCGAAUAACUCCCUCUACCACCUGCCAGAAAAUGCCUUCUUUGGGAUUCGACCCGAGAAACUAAAAAGGCUUAAUCUACGAAACAUACCCUGGCAUUGUGAUUGUAAACUUCUCUGGUUACGACAGUGGUUGAGUGGCGUAAAAAUAACCACUCCUCCGCACGAACCAGACAUCACCGGACCCUGCUCGUAUUCCCACAAAUUCACCACUGUUCCACUGAUUCGUCUGCCCAUCAGCCAUUUCCAAUGUCCGCCAAAAUUACAGAGCAUGCAUUCAAGCGCGCCGCACUACUUUGCAAAGCAAAAGGAUCUAAUGCACGUAUCUCCCUCUGUUGGGGAGUCAGUAACCCUCACCUGCACCUUUGUGAGCCAACCCAAGAUGCUGGUUCAGUGGUACAGAAACGGAGCCCUACUGAGACCGGAACUGAAGCGGUUUGAGCAGAGCGUAAACAAAGGCUCGAAAUUUUCCGCCGUCUUAACCAUUUCUGCCUUACGUGCGCCUGUUGAUAACGGAAAUUAUACUUGUAAAACUAGUAACAACCGCGGUACAGCAAAGGGUGUGUUCUUCUUGAAGAUAUUUAAUUCGGCGAGUGACUCAAAGUAUCUUCUUGAUGAGGCUCAACCGUCAGCGGCACGACAUACGCCUCGUGAUGAAUCUCAGCUGCCAGAAGCGCCACGAAUCCUCGUCACUUCGUUCGCCGUUGUAUGCGUAUGCGUGAUAUGUGGAGCAGGACUCCUCGUCGUUCUACUGCUCUUCCACAUUAGAAAUGGGCGAACGCGAAUUCAGUGCCAUAAUGCGGCCCAAAUGGCCACAGAGACGUUUGAAAAUGUGCUCUGCUUUGAGCCGCCACCGCCUCCACCACCGCAACCCGCGUACAAGAGCAGUUUGCUUUGCAGUCCACCAUCAGUGCUGGAAAUAGGCUUGAACAAUUGCAUAUUUAAACCACCCGUAGCACAACCAGACGACACACCCAACUUGAGCUAUUCACAGGCUUACAAAAUCUCCAAAUACACGUCUUCCACUAAGGUUGAUAAGUCAACUACUGAGGAAAGGGAUAAGCCGAUAGUGCGAACUUUUGCCCCAUUUAUGACCUCUAGUGAGAGUGAAGGUGAUGACGAAGAUGCUGAGGGUGGUAGCAAGAGCAGUGAUGGGGUGGAUAAAGCCUGUCCAGUACAUGGUAGGUGUGCAAAAGAAGAGGCGCUCUUUUGUCCUGUUCAUUCGCACUCCUUCUUGGGAUCUGUAGCCCCAAGGCCUUCAGCUUCCUUCUCAUCAAAAGACAUCUUUACUGGGAGCAUAUCAGUCGACACAAAACAGCAAUGGAGGACCCUUGAAGGCCAAGGAAAGUGCAGUGGGAUGAAUGGAGGUCUGCUGCGACGUCGAAUAAACUCGGCCACAACCGACUUGAGCUCCCUAAAGUGCUAA
Echinococcus granulosus is the source of this 1998-nucleotide messenger RNA. RefSeq names its product Leucine-rich repeat-containing protein. The record is from RefSeq and is a predicted model, not a curated record. Gene Ontology annotation, molecular function: protein binding. The coding region runs from base 1 to 1998 and encodes 665 amino acids. Lineage: Eukaryota; Metazoa; Platyhelminthes; Cestoda; Cyclophyllidea; Taeniidae. Gene Ontology annotation, cellular component: plasma membrane. The transcript has a single exon.